This is a messenger RNA of Alligator mississippiensis (American alligator), 6844 nucleotides long. It is a transcript of the gene KANSL1L, whose product is annotated as KAT8 regulatory NSL complex subunit 1 like. The record is from RefSeq and is a predicted model, not a curated record. Gene Ontology annotation, molecular function: histone acetyltransferase binding. The coding region runs from base 119 to 3136 and encodes 1005 amino acids. Gene Ontology annotation, cellular component: NSL complex. Lineage: Eukaryota; Metazoa; Chordata; Crocodylia; Alligatoridae. The transcript has 15 exons.
GGGCGGGCGGGCGAGUGAGCGCGCGGCUGGGCGGGAGGCGCCGCCGCUGCUGCGGAGUAGCCCGCGCGCCGGGGGGGGCAGCGAGCAGGUUUGCUGUAAACUACCUUCGGUAGCUAUAAUGACACCAGCCCUCAGAGAGGCAGCAACAAAAAGUCAUGGUAUCCACUUGUCACCUUCUUUGUCCUCUAGAGCUAUGGAGUCUGAUACAACUUUGUGCAUGGAAAAUCCCAGAGCAGUGGAAGAGAAGCUAAAAGAGGAUUCAAUCACACAGAUUACUUGCUCAGUCCUAGGGUUUCCCACCACUGAACCCAACUACAAUAAAGAUAUCUUCAGUGUAAAGCAUUUUGGUUCUCCACAGUCUUCCAAACAUUAUCAGUCUGUCUUGCUAAUGAGCACAAAUUCUGCAUUAAACAGCAAAAACGGUAAGCAAUGGAAAUUGGGAGAACACACGUGCUCCAAGGUGAAAAAUCCGUUACAUAACGGUGUUGCCACAACAUGCAGCCAAAUUAGUAAUUUAGAAGCAGAAGAACAGGUGAAAGGGGAAACUUUAUCAGAGACCAUGACCCAGAGUUUGGAAAAAAUACAGAGACUGUUGGAUUCAAAUGUAACUGAAUCUGGUAACGCAGAAGAAAUGCAGUUUCCAAAUGGGAAAUGGUUCUGGACGAAUGGCUUUUUGGGUAAAGCUUUAGCAAUACACACAGAGACAGAAAAAGGGCCUGUAGCGCACCAAGUUCUGCAUAAUCCUUUGGAAGCAGUUUUGGGCUGCUCUGCCACUAGUAAAGAAGAGGCGUUGAAUGCUCGUUUCCUUCAGUGUGUGAGUAAGCAGCAAGUUCUGUUCAGCCGGACCAAAAGAACUCAGAAACGGUUACAAAUGCUCCUGGCAAAACAUGUUGUCAAACACUGUGACCAGCAGCUGAAAUGCUUGGUGAAACUUCAGCUACAAAAAGUGAAGUUUUUUAAUGACUCAGCCAAAUUGUUGGAUGGUAUCUCCCUUGGAUGCACUGAAAAUAAGACAGAAAACAGUACCGCUAACUUGGAAAAUGAUUCAAGUAACAACACACACAAUGGAUUUUGUGUUGCACCUGGUGAAGUCGGGGAGGUUGCACUCUCUGCUUCAGGGCUGCUGUCUCGUGUGGAGAAAGAUCUGGAUUCUGAUGCAACUUGCAGCAGCAGCUCAGAUGAAGAUUGUGAUGAACAGACUGUCAAGAAAACGAUGGAAGCCAACUGUAGUUCUGAAUGGAAGUGGCUUGCAGACAGAGCUAGAGUUGGCUGCCGCUGGACUUGGCUUCAAGCCCAGAUUUCAGAGCUAGAGUACAAAAUCCAACAACUCACUGACCUUCACAGGCAGAUACGUGCCACCAAGGGGAUGGUGAUCUUAGAAGAAUGCCUGCAUCCAAAAGGCAUUUUGAAGAAGCAAACACAAUUGACAGACCAAGAAGCUUUAUUAAACACUGCAGGGAAUUCUCAAGCUACUCUUAAGAGACAGGAUUCUUUGCCGGAACACGAUUUUGAAAUGUCACCCAGCAGUCCUACUCUGCUUUUACGAAACAUAGAAAAACAGAGUGCUCAGCUGAGUGAAAUCAUCAGUAGUCUAAUUGCACCGCUCAGUCUGUCUCCCACAUCUUCGCCUGUAUCUUCGAAAUCUGGUAAACACAAACAGCUGGUCAAUGGCAUUUCUUUCAGAGCUUCAGACAACAGGGAGGAAAUAUCCUCUAGUACUUGGAUACUUGAUCAGCAACACGUUAAAAAAAGAAGAAAAGAAAGGACAAGGCUGAGAUCUCCAUCUGUAACUAUUGCAAGCAUGUCUGCGCGAACAAGGCCACUUCAGAGAUUCCAGAAGAGGAAAUUAUACAGAAUGAACAAAGGUUGUUGUUGGAAUUCACAGGCUUUGCUGUCCAAAGGUGCCUCAUUUCUAUAUAAUGCACAGCUACCUUGCAUGGCACCAGCCUCUACCUGGAGCAGUUAUGAGCAGGGUAUGAAAUCCAGAAUACUAAAACAUAUGCCAGAACUGGACUCUUCUUUCCAUCCUGUCUUAUCAUUCCCCUCAGAUAUUCCUCUUCAUAUGUAUUUUGAAGCAUUGUUAAAAAAGGACAAGAUCAAAGCAGAUCCAGUAGACACCUCAGCAUUAGGGGUGGAAUUUCAAACAUCUCCUUCUAGUGAUUAUAAUCAACAUAAUGCUUCUCUGAGACAAUGGAGCAGUGGAUAUUUACCAAAUUCUAAACCUCAAGCAGUAUCAGGAACAUCUGACCAGGUAUCAGACGGAAGGAAAAAAAGGCAUCUAAGUGAGACAGCAAUAGGAGAAAGUAACAGUAGGUUUGAAGCAUUUUCCUUUCAGCAUACAGGACCAGAAUCCCUUAACAGUUUUACUGCAGUGACCAAUGUCAAUGUGCUAUCUAGAUCCACUCCAUCACAGCAUAAUGCGAGACGGAGAUUGAGAAGUGAGAGCUCAUAUGAUAUAGACAACAUUGUUAUUCCUAUGUCACUGGUCGCACCUUCUAAAUUGGAGAAGCUGCAGUACAAAGAAAUCCUUACUCCAAGCUGGAGAGUUGUUGACCUUCAACCUUUGGAACGGCCUCCCAUAGGUAAAGAGGAGAUGGAAGACCUCUCAGAUGAAGCUUUUACUUCACGUCACACACAGUAUGAAGAGAGAGAGAAAACAAGAUGGUCAUUGUGGGAGCAGAGCCGCUGGCCUAGAAGGAAUAGCAGAUCUUAUAGCAAAAAUGCUGAUGGACGACAUGGACAAGAUCCAGUACAGAAAGAAAACCAUGGCAACUCCUAUGCUUCUCUGCACUAUUCUGCUGAAGCUACCCCUGAGCUUAUAUCAGAAACUUGCAGUUCUGUGUGCUUAGUGCUCCCACAAACUUCAACAGAAAACCAAGAAGCAAAGUCUGAGCUGUGGGAACUUCGGGUUUUUCCAUUAAAGGAUGAAGAAGUAGAAACCUUACUAUGCCAAGAUCAAAUAACAAAUCAGACCGAAAGUUCAAGUGCAGCUUUCCACAACGAUUCUUUCUGUACUUCAUGUACUCCCUCCGGUUUGUCAAACAAUGGCCAUCUACUGCAAAAACAAUCUUCAGAAGAGCUGGAAGACUGUGCUAAUGUUUGCCUGGGAAUCAACAGUAUGAGAAAACACAGGUGACAGGGAAUAAUGUGGUUCACUAAGAAAGCCAGUUAAGGUGGAGAAAAGUGUAAGGUAAAAUCUCUUGUUCACACCACAAAUAACAGCACAAUUCAAAUCCUGUAUGUCAGAAGCAUAUAAUAUAUUUUCUUUCUUGCUUUGUAACAGGCAGGAAUAAUCCCAAAGGCAACACUUUCUUCUUCCUGAACCACAAGAGAAACUAAUUAUUUCAACUUGGAAGUCUAAUAUUCCCAGUGUCGGGACUGGGUACAUCUAAAUUGCUGGCACCAUUCACUGCUUUCUUUUGUUAUAGUACCACAUUCUUUAAUAUCCAUCCACUUUUUUUCCAAAUUUUCUUUGGUCUUGAAGGAUUAAGGCAACAAUUUCAACUGAACACAGAAAAACUACUUGAAAAGACAGUAAGGAGGAAGGGGAACUUAAAUAUUUUUUCUUCUGUGGGAAAUGCCUGCCCUAUUUGAAAGGCUCAUCUGUAAUACUUGGAUAUUUGAGAACCUAAACCCUUAUAUUUAACUUGAAAUGUAUUACUUUCGCAGUUCCUGUCAAAGUUGUGGCAAGUUUCAUGCAGAAAUCCUCAAACACUAAUACAGGAAUACAUGAGAAUAUUUCAGUACUUCAUUUAUCUUUAAAAAUGUAGGCAGCUUCCAUUUCAGUCCCUUGGAGGAACCUAGUAGGGGGUGAGGAAAGAAGUGAAAUAUCACUGGUGCCUCCUUUUAAAUGUUAUUCUGGAGCACCAGGUGUUUGGAGACCUAACUCCUACAACAGCCAGUGUAUUCUAUAGAACUGUAUUAAAGAGAAAUACACUUGUUCCAGUUUCCAUGCAGUGCCUUACAUGCGUGCAAAAGCAGGCUUACUAAUCAGAAAAGAAAUGAUUAUUAAUCAGGAAAACAACCCCUUCUACUCCCUCCCUCCAGCUUUUUGUGGUGAUAUAUAUUGGUUUUUAAAUUCCUGGUCAGUUCACUUGUAAAACAAAAACAAGCUGUUUUAACAGAUAUUCUAGAUUACAGUGUUUAAACUCUCUCCACUGUCAAUUGAUGCUAACACAAGAUGAACCACAGAAGAAUUGAUUACACAGUGGUAUCUUUGUAGCAGAACAAUAAAUUGAUACAAGCAGAAUGUAGGGCUAAAUGCUGUCAAGAAGUUUUUCUGUGUAGAACAGUUGAAGGCAAUUAUCUAGGUGUCUCUGUUCUUGUGCAAAUUUUCCUUAGUUUGUCAUAUCCAGAACUAAAUUGGUACUGGACAGAUGACCCAGUUUUAGUGUCAACCUGUUGGUCAAAAUAACAGGAAAUAUACACUGGAUAUUAGGAAGAAAAGGUUCAGAAAUUUCAAGCACUACAACUUAUGGUAGAUUGUAGUUUAUUGCACAUUCUGAUUUAAAACACACAUAUAUAUAUAUACAUUUCUUUUAACACUGGUUUGUCCAGAGCAUUAAACUUGAAUCUUGCCUCAGUGUCUGAUAAAAUAAUCUUAAUGCGAGGUAUUUUUAAUUAAAAGUUAUUUCUAUAGAGUAUGUGUAUAUAGACUCAAAUCGAUGGAAACGUUCAGAUUCUCUUUAUAAAAAGAGGCAAAGCAGAAAAGUAGCAUCGUGCCACAUUCAAGGGGCGAGGAUUCAGUUUGUUUCUGAAUGGCUUUAUAGGACUACAAAGUAGUAAUAGUACAGUCUUGCUGUUGAAUAUCUUAGUGCUGCACCAGGACAUGAUUAUUAUGUAUUGGUUAACAGACUGGCUCUGAGAAAUACCUUCCUUCUAGUUUCUGGCUGGGAUGGUGUAUUUCCAUUUUUUUUAAUUCUUCCACUCUUGACUGCAUCUGGGAUGGUGAGCCUGGAAGGAUAUAAUGAAGACCCUGGAGGUUCUUUCCUUCUCCAUUUUCCCACUCCUCCAUGGUGAUGAUAGAAUUAGCUCACUCAUCUCCUGAUGGGCACCACAAGCUUUGUAGUUUAACUGGUGUUUCCUGCUCUGAUUGCUUGGACAGUGAGGAGCACUCCUAAGAUAUCAGGCACAGCAAACCGAUAAACCAUUUAGGGUCUCUGCUUGUAAUGUCCUGAAGUAGAGUUGGCUGAGGAUUACUGACUUAGAAAUGAAUUCUGAGCAAUUCAGAAUCUUGAUGGGAAAAGUAGAUGUCCCUAUAAACGUAAAAAGAAUACUUUCAAAUGAAGUAAACUUUUGAGGGAAUAGGAGUGUUACCUAAGCUUGGCUGACUUAGUGCAUUGCAGGGUAGGCCCUGGCAAACUUUACACGUAAGAUACAAUUAACCUGUUAAUCAUGCCGUAAAUUAAAUGGCAGAACAAAAUUGGAAACCACCUACAAAAAUAUUCUACAAGAGAUGUAUAAUAUUUUUGUGUGUGGUUUCCAUUGCGCCUUAAAUUGAACAUGUGAUAAGGUAGUAACAAACUGGAACCAGUUCCAGAUUCCCACGAGGUUCUGGGGUUAGCAUGACAAGAGGCAGGAUUCUUAGGAUCAGCAGUCAGAUCCUAUGGUGACAUUAAAUGAACAUGUGCCAGGCUGCCUUGCUUUUCAGUAGAUCCUUUUGAGAUUACUGCUCCAUAAUAUCAAUAAUGGUGAACAGCAACCUGUAACAUGGGGAAAUAGGUGCAUUGUUCUUGCAUAGCUCUUAGUAAUUGACUCAUUUGACCAGUAUUAAUAUCCUCAUCCUAUAAGAACAUUUGUUGUCUUGCUAGCUUUAUCUGCACAAGUGGACAUUGAUACUAAAGAGAAUAUAGACAGCCAUUCUGUCUUUGUUCAGAUACUUUCUCAAAAUCCAUCCUUGAAAAGGCUGGAUCCUGAUAAAAAUGCUGUGGCAAAGAUGAGAUCCCCCAUUACCAUUCAGUGUGGGACUGAGACAGAAAAAAUAAGGGACUUGCUUAGUUGAACUCUUUCCCAGUCUGGUGUCUCAACAAGACCAUCUGCCCCUUGUUGUUUUCUUUAAAAAUUGCUGUGCGCUUGUAUAGCACCAUGUACAAUUGUUAAUAAAAAACAAGCUAGUUUAAUAGUUGCAGUCUUUCUCAAGAAAUGGCCUCCAUAGAUUUCCCUUCCCCUCUCCGUAGUCUGUUGUUGUGUCACAAGUGCCUUGAAACCACUGGAAGCAACGCAGUGCACUGUAGGAAAGUGCUGAGAGCUUCUCUGCAAACGCAGCUUUUUGUCUCUUAGCUCUUAAGCCAUAAAAAUAAAGAUGUUAGAAAGUAAUUUUUCUCUAAAUCCUCCUGUUGUGGUACUAAAGUACUAAGCAUUAUGCAGGCAGGUACUACUGAAGUGUUGACUUGUUUUGUAAAUAUUUGGGAAACUGUUUCCUUAAAAAAAAAAAAAAAAAAAAAAAUUUACUUUUUUAGGAAGGUCCAGCAACUGGUAUUUUUGGUGCGUGUGUUCACAUUACUUCAGUGUAGGAGGACAGGCAGAGAGAACAUUGGGUAACUCUUAAGGAGUAAAAGAAAGAAUGCAGUUAGCAUUUGUGGGAGUAUUGAUAAUUUCCAUGACAACUAACAGUUGCUCCAAUCUUGGGUAUAAAAAAAAAAGUAAAGUGAGUUUUCAAAAUUAAAUGGGAAAGAGACCACAACCAGAGAAGUACAUGUUGAUGCAGGAACACUUGGUCACUAUGGACAGAGCAAAUACAGUAUUUCUCCUGCUUGUUUUUCCCCUCUAAAAUGCUACAAACUGGAUUUCAAAGGGUUUAUGCUGUCAGAUUCUUAACAAAGGAAUAAAGGCUAGACGGAAUUUG